GCAAACUCAAAAAUGCGUGCAUGCAUGGCUGCGCUCUAAGAUUUUGGUGUUCAAGGUCCGCGACUAGACCUUAAAAUCAACGGCAGAAAUAAACUAAAAUCGCAACCAAUUUCUCUCCUUUUUUCCUUGCAUUUUAUUUUUACAUUCAAUUCAAUUCUAUACAAUUCAAAAUGGAGAAGCAGAUUAUACGGCUUUACCAAGAGCGUAUAGACAAGUACGACGAGGUAUUUAGCGAGGCUUUGUGUGAUAUCGACCAUUUGAAAACCUCUCAGCGCCAGAUAACUGAGCUGCGCUGGGACAACAAUAAACUAACUGCGGAGGUGGCUGAGCUACGCGAAGAAUUGGAGGACCUACGCAACAGCCUUAUAAAUGAGCGCCAGAGCCACCUCGAGGCCGUCGCCGAGAACGACCAGCUAUUAAUUCGGGAGCAUGAACUCAAACACCGGGUGAGGGUGCUGGCCGGCAUAUCGGAAAGGUACUACAAACAGCAGGAUGCUGCAGUCACGAAUUCAGAGUUUGAAAACACGGGGCACAAGGACGCCAACAACACAGCUGCCAAGUCACGCUCGUACAAACAGCAACGACCUCUGGGUGCGGCUCACGACGAGGACAACAUGACAAAGGAUGAGUUUGAUUACAAGCAACUACAGAUAGAGAAUGAAACGCUGCAGAUGACAAUUGAGACCAUGCGGAUCCAGCUCCAGGAACAAAAGAACAACUAUGCCGGAAUUUCUGAAGGAAUUUCUAACGACUUUAAAGCAUACAGGGAUGUUGCGGCGAAGGAGGCGGCUGACAAGACACGAAAGAUUGAGGAUUUGGAGACAGAGUUGGACAGAAUCAAGGGUCUUUACCGGGAGAAUUUGCGCGACUUGAUCAUUGCUCGCAAGGCUGCUCUUGAGAGUAAGCACAGCGUGAAACAUGAUAGUCUACUGCUGCGCUCAGAGAUAGUGACUCUGCAGCGGCGACUGGAUGCAGAGAUGGAGAGGUCGAGGUUUUUGCACAAUUCCUCUGCGUCUUUAAGCAAGUACGACAUGUGAGUGGCCGCAGCAGGAAGCGUAUUUUGAUAAUAAUAAUAA
Messenger RNA from Kickxella alabastrina, 1076 nucleotides. RefSeq lists its product as uncharacterized. The transcript is spliced from 2 exons. NCBI's taxonomy places the organism in Eukaryota, Fungi, Kickxellomycota, Kickxellomycetes, Kickxellales, Kickxellaceae. Bases 171 to 1037 code for a protein of 288 amino acids. Gene Ontology annotation, cellular component: centrosome. The record is from RefSeq and is a predicted model, not a curated record.